Messenger RNA from Pipistrellus nathusii (Nathusius's pipistrelle), 4680 nucleotides. NCBI's taxonomy places the organism in Eukaryota, Metazoa, Chordata, Mammalia, Chiroptera, Vespertilionidae. The record is from the annotation of a GenBank genome assembly.
AUGUCCACACCCACAGACCCUGGCGCGAUGCCCCACCCGGGGCCUUCGCCGGGGCCCGGACCCUCUCCCGGACCGAUUCUCGGACCUAGUCCGGGGCCUGGGCCGUCCCCAGGUUCCGUCCACAGUAUGAUGGGGCCAAGUCCCGGACCUCCGAGCGUCCAGCACCCUAUGCCUACGAUGGGGUCUGCCGACUUCCCACAGGAGGGCAUGCAUCAAAUGCACAAGCCCCUGGACGGCAUGCACGACAAGGGGAUUGUGGAAGACAGCCACUGCGGGCCCAUGAAGGGCACCGGCAUGCGACCGCCUCACCCGGGGAUGGGCCCGCCCCAGAGCCCGAUGGAUCAACACAGCCAAGGCUACAUGUCGCCACACCCGUCUCCCCUGGGAGCCGCGGAGCACAUCUCCAGCCCUAUGUCGUCGGGAGGCGGCCCCACCCCACCCCAGAUGCCACCGAGCCAGCCCGGGCCCCUCAUCCCCGGCGACCCGCAGGCCAUGAGCCAGCCCAGCAGAGGCCCCUCGCCUUUCAGUCCCGUCCAGCUGCACCAGCUGCGGGCUCAGAUUUUAGCUUAUAAGAUGCUGGCCCGGGGCCAGCACCUCCCCGAGACGCUGCAGCUCGCGGUCCAGGGGAAGAGGACGUUGCCUGGCAUGCAGCAGCAGCAGCAGCAGCCGCCGCCGCAGCCCCAGCAGCAGCCGCCGCCCCAGCCGCAGCAGCCGCAGCAGCAGGCCCUCGUGAACUUCAACAGGCCAGCUGGCCCCGGGCCAGAGCUGAGCGGCCAGAGCACCCCGCAGAAGCUCCCCGUGCCUGCGCCCAGCGGCCGGCCCUCACCCGCGCCCCCCGCAGCAGCCCAGCCGCCCGCAGCUGCAGUGCCCGGGCCUUCGGUGCCGCAGCCUGCGCCUGGGCAGCCCUCGCCCAUCCUGCAGCUGCAGCAGAAGCAGAGCCGGAUCAGCCCCAUCCAGAAACCGCAAGGCCUGGACCCCGUGGAGAUUCUGCAGGAGCGGGAAUACAGACUCCAGGCUCGCAUAGCUCACAGGAUACAAGAACUGGAAAACCUGCCUGGCUCUCUGCCACCAGAUUUACGAACCAAAGCAACCGUGGAACUGAAAGCACUUCGGUUACUCAAUUUCCAGCGUCAGCUGAGGCAGGAGGUGGUGGCCUGCAUGAGGCGGGACACGACCCUGGAGACGGCUCUCCACUCCAAGGCGUACAAGCGGAGCAAGCGCCAGACCCUGCGGGAAGCCCGCAUGACGGAGAAGCUGGAGAAGCAGCAGAAGAUCGAGCAGGAGAGGAAGCGCCGGCAGAAGCACCAGGAAUACCUGAACAGUAUUUUGCAACAUGCGAAAGAUUUUAAGGAGUACCAUCGUUCCGUGGCCGGGAAGAUCCAGAAGCUUUCCAAAGCAGUGGCGACGUGGCAUGCCAACACGGAGAGGGAGCAGAAGAAAGAGACAGAGCGGAUCGAGAAGGAGAGGAUGCGCAGACUGAUGGCUGAAGACGAAGAGGGAUACAGGAAAUUGAUCGAUCAAAAGAAAGACAGGCGUUUAGCUUACCUUCUACAGCAGACCGAUGAGUACGUGGCCAACCUGACCAGCCUGGUUUGGGAGCACAAGCAAGCCCAGGCGGCCAAGGAGAAGAAGAAGAGGAGGAGGAGGAAGAAGAAGGCUGAAGAAAAUGCAGAGGGAGGAGAGUCUGCCCUGGGACCGGAUGGAGAGCCGAUAGACGAGAGCAGUCAGAUGAGUGACCUUCCCGUCAAAGUAACUCACACAGAAACCGGCAAGGUCCUGUUUGGACCAGAAGCACCCAAAGCAAGUCAGCUGGACGCCUGGUUGGAAAUGAACCCUGGCUAUGAAGUUGCCCCCAGGUCCGACAGCGAAGAGAGUGAUUCUGAUUAUGAGGAGGAGGACGAGGAGGAGGAGUCCAGUCGGCAGGAAACGGAAGAGAAAAUACUUCUGGAUCCGAACAGUGAAGAAGUCUCGGAGAAGGACGCCAAGCAGAUCAUCGAGACGGCCAAGCAGGACGUGGACGAUGAGUACAGUAUGCAGUGCAGUGCCAGAGGCUCCCAGUCCUACUACACGGUGGCCCACGCCAUCUCCGAGAGGGUGGAGAAGCAGUCCGCCCUCCUCAUCAACGGGACCCUGAAGCACUACCAGCUCCAGGGCCUGGAAUGGAUGGUCUCCCUGUAUAAUAACAAUCUGAACGGGAUCUUAGCUGACGAAAUGGGCCUGGGCAAGACCAUACAGACCAUUGCACUCAUCACUUACCUGAUGGAGCACAAACGGCUCAAUGGCCCCUAUCUCAUCAUCGUGCCCCUUUCGACGCUGUCUAACUGGACAUAUGAAUUUGACAAAUGGGCUCCUUCUGUGGUGAAAAUUUCUUACAAGGGCACCCCUGCCAUGCGCCGCUCCCUGGUCCCCCAGCUGCGGAGUGGCAAGUUCAACGUCCUCCUGACAACCUACGAGUACAUUAUCAAAGACAAGCACAUCCUUGCAAAGAUCCGGUGGAAGUACAUGAUCGUGGACGAGGGCCACCGGAUGAAGAACCACCACUGCAAGCUGACCCAGGUCCUGAACACUCACUACGUGGCCCCCAGGAGGAUCCUGCUGACCGGGACCCCGCUGCAGAACAAGCUCCCGGAGCUCUGGGCGCUCCUCAACUUCCUGCUCCCCACCAUCUUCAAGAGCUGCAGCACCUUCGAGCAGUGGUUCAAUGCUCCGUUCGCCAUGACUGGAGAAAGGGUGGACUUGAAUGAAGAAGAAACUAUAUUGAUCAUCCGGCGUCUACAUAAGGUCUUGCGUCCAUUUCUACUGAGGAGACUGAAGAAGGAAGUGGAAUCCCAGCUUCCAGAAAAGGUUGAAUACGUGAUCAAGUGUGACAUGUCAGCUCUGCAGAAGAUCCUGUAUCGCCACAUGCAAGCCAAGGGGAUCCUCCUAACAGAUGGUUCUGAGAAAGAUAAGAAGGGGAAAGGUGGUGCUAAGACACUCAUGAACACUAUCAUGCAGCUGCGAAAAAUCUGCAAUCACCCCUAUAUGUUUCAGCACAUUGAGGAAUCCUUUGCUGAACACCUGGGAUACUCGAACGGGGUCAUCAAUGGGGCUGAGCUGUAUCGGGCCUCAGGAAAGUUUGAGCUACUUGAUCGUAUUCUGCCAAAAUUGAGAGCAACUAACCACCGCGUGCUGCUUUUCUGCCAGAUGACGUCGCUCAUGACCAUCAUGGAGGAUUACUUUGCUUUUCGGAACUUCCUUUACCUGCGCCUGGACGGCACCACCAAGUCUGAAGAUCGUGCUGCUCUGCUGAAGAAAUUCAACGAGCCCGGGUCCCAGUAUUUCAUUUUCUUGCUGAGCACGAGAGCGGGAGGCCUGGGCUUAAACCUCCAGGCCGCUGACACCGUGGUCAUCUUUGACAGUGACUGGAACCCUCAUCAGGACCUGCAAGCCCAGGACCGGGCCCACCGCAUCGGCCAGCAGAACGAGGUGCGGGUGCUGAGGCUCUGCACGGUGAACAGCGUGGAGGAAAAGAUCCUGGCCGCCGCCAAGUACAAGCUCAACGUGGAUCAGAAGGUGAUCCAGGCGGGCAUGUUCGACCAGAAGUCUUCGAGCCACGAGCGGAGGGCGUUCCUGCAGGCCAUCCUGGAGCACGAGGAGGAGAACGAGGAAGAAGACGAAGUCCCGGACGACGAGACUCUGAACCAAAUGAUCGCUCGGCGAGAAGAAGAAUUUGAUCUUUUCAUGCGCAUGGACAUGGACCGGCGCAGGGAGGAUGCCCGCAACCCGAAGCGCAAGCCCCGCCUCCUGGAGGAGGACGAGCUGCCCUCCUGGAUCAUUAAGGACGACGCCGAAGUGGAGCGGCUCACCUGUGAGGAGGAGGAGGAGAAGAUAUUUGGGAGGGGCUCCCGCCAGCGCCGGGACGUGGACUACAGCGACGCCCUCACCGAGAAGCAGUGGCUGCGGGCCAUUGAAGACGGCAAUUUGGAAGAAAUGGAAGAGGAAGUACGGCUUAAGAAACGAAAAAGACGAAGAAACGUGGAUAAAGAUCCCGCCAAAGAAGAUGUGGAAAAAGCUAAGAAGAGACGGGGUCGCCCCCCCGCAGAGAAGCUGUCACCAAACCCCCCCAAACUGACAAAGCAGAUGAAUGCCAUCAUCGAUACUGUGAUCAACUACAAAGACAGUUCAGGGCGACAGCUCAGUGAAGUCUUCAUUCAGUUACCUUCAAGGAAAGAAUUGCCAGAAUACUAUGAAUUAAUUAGGAAGCCGGUGGAUUUCAAAAAAAUAAAGGAAAGGAUUCGUAACCACAAGUACCGGAGCCUGGGCGACCUGGAGAAAGACGUCAUGCUGCUCUGCCACAACGCACAGACCUUCAACCUGGAGGGCUCCCAGAUCUACGAAGACUCCAUUGUCUUACAGUCGGUGUUUAAGAGCGCGCGGCAGAAAAUUGCCAAAGAGGAGGAGAGCGAGGACGACAGCAACGAAGAGGAGGAGGAGGAAGACGAAGAGGAAUCUGAGUCGGAAGCAAAGUCUGUUAAGGUGAAGAUCAAGCUCAAUAAAAAAGACGAGAAAGGUCGGGACAAGGGAAAAGGCAAGAAAAGGCCAAAUCGAGGAAAAGCCAAACCUGUGGUGAGCGACUUCGACAGCGACGAGGAGCAGGAUGAGAACGAACAGUCAGAAGCAAGCGGGACUGAUGACGAGUGA